AUGUCCGCUCAGGAGCAGCAACAGGCGCAGCCCCCCCUGCCCGCCGCCGCCUCGGAGCCGGCGGAGCUGGAGGCGGCGAACAGAUACGAAGCGGUUGUUCCCCACUGGUUUUACUGCAAGGUCACGGACUCCAGGGAGCGAUGGAUCCCUUUCAGCACGCAGGACUCGGAGAGGCUGGAAGAGGCUCACGGCUCAGGGAGAGACAAAGAAGAUCUGGUUGUCCCAACAUCGGGGGGUAGGUAUGAUGUGCAUCUGAAGAAGAGGCAGCGUGUCGCAGUGUACUGGGAGGAGGAGGUAUCUGAAGUACGUCGCUGCACCUGGUUUUACAAGGGAGACAAGGACAAUAAGUAUAUCCCCUACUCGGAGACCUUCAGCAAAGAACUGGAGGAAGCUUACAUGAUUGCUGUGACCCUGGAUGAGUGGAAGAAGAAACUGGAGUCCCCUAGCAGGGAAAUCAUUAUCUUGCACAACCCAAAGCUGAUGGUGCACUACCAUCCGGUUGCCACCUCCGAUGACUGGGGCUCAACUCCUACGGAACAAGGUCGACCUCGGACUGUGAAGAGAGGAGUAGAAAACAUCGCUGCCGAGAUCCCCAAUGGAGAGCCGCUGCAAAUUGAUCACCUGGUUUUCGUGGUGCACGGGAUCGGCCCAGCGUGCGACAUUCGGUUCAGGAGCAUCAUCCAGUGCGUGAAUGACUUCAGGAACGUUUCCCUGAGCAUGCUGCAAGCGCACUUCAAGAAAGCCCAGGAGCAGCAGCAGAUCGGCCGGGUGGAGUUCCUACCUGUGAACUGGCACAGCUCCCUCCACUCCACCGGCGUGGACGUUGACCUGGAGCGAAUCACUUUGCCGAGCAUCAAUCGCCUUCGUCACUUCAUCAAUGACACCAUCCUAGACGUUUUCUUUUACAACAGCUCCACCUAUUGCCAGACCAUCGUGGACACGGUGGCGUCCGAAAUGAACCGCCUGUACCAGCUCUUCCUGCAGAGGAACCCGCUCUUCAAAGGGGGGGUCUCCAUUGCGGGGCACAGCUUGGGGUCGCUCAUUCUGUUUGACCUCCUGACGAACCAGAAGGCUGCUCCCGAAGAGGACGAGCACAGUGAAGAGGGGUCCAGGACAACCUCAAGCAACAGGGGUAUUGAGGAAGUAAAAGAAAUCCUGAAGAAGCUGGAGCUGUCCGAAUAUUGUGAUGUUUUUGAGAAGGAGAAAAUGGACAGGCAAGCACUGUUCUUGUGCACAGAGAAAAACCUUAAGGAAAUGGGAAUUCCCUUAGGACCAAGAAUGAAGAUACUUCAUUACAUCAGCUCCAAGACGGAGAUGCAGGACCAGAGCGCAGCAGCUCCCGGGCACAGCGGGGAGUGCAGAGCGGAGCCUGGGUCCCCACUUCAGCAUGACCCGGUCAGCACAGAUGAUGGCAGGAAUUGCCAAUACCGGGAUGUUGGCUUAGGACAGGUGUCGGCAAAUUAUCCUCAGCUAAACUACAAGCCCACCAUCUUCUUCGCUUUUGGGUCUCCCAUCGGGAUGUUUCUCACGGUGCGAGGAGUGAAGCGGAUCAACCCGAACUACAGCCUGCCCACCUGCAAAGGCUUCUUCAACAUCUUCCACCCUUUUGACCCAGUGGCGUACAGGAUUGAGCCCAUGAUCGUCCCCGAUCUGGAGUUUGAGCCCAUGCUGCUGCCUCACCACAAAGGCAGGAAGAGAAUGCACCUAGAGCUGAAAGAAGGGCUGACUCGCAUGAGCGUGGACCUGAAAAACAACUUGCUGGGGUCCCUGCGGGUAGCCUGGCAGUCCUUCACUCGAGCCCCCCUGCCAGCCGUGGAGGCGGCGAGUACCGACGCUGAAGCGGAGGCAGAGGCUGGCGUGGAGAAGCAGCCAGACACAAAGCCAGAAGAGACCCCCACAGCAGUGAAGGAAGAGGCCUCCCUCGUUAAUGUGGGGAGGCUGAACGGAGGGAAUCGCAUAGACUACGUGCUGCAGGAGAAGCCAAUAGAGAGCUUUAAUGAGUAUUUAUUUGCGCUACAAGGGCAUCUCUGCUAUUGGGAGUCAGAAGACACCGUUCUGCUGGUUCUGAAGGAGAUCUACCAGACACAAGGUAUUACACUGGAUCAGCCUUUGCCAGGAAGCCAAUGACCAACCCGUGCUGUUCUGGCCACUUGAGAUCCAAUUCAACCGAGUACUCACCAGGAAAGUCCAGAUUUCUUCUCUGCCUUCCUCUCUCCUCUGCUGCUGUGUCCCCCGCAUGCUGCUUCCCAAGUACUUGCUGCUACCUGGAGAUAAGGAUCAUUUUCCUCCAUUUUGGGUAGGGGCGGGGGAAAAAAUAUCAAGGGAAAACACUUCCACUCAAGCACACACAGCACUUGCACGGUGACUCCCUGUGGCAACAUGUACUUUUAACCCUCCACCUUGUAAGUUAUCACACUAGCUCCUCUAGCACCGAAGCAGACUAGCUGUCUGGGCUAGGAACUGACAUCGAGGGCCUGACUCUGCUCCUGCCAUAGUGAGGAAACUCGCAGCUUGUGACCUUGAGGAAUAAAAGCCUUAAACACGUAGCGUGGAGAGAGCUAUAGCAGCCUUGUCGAGCGAAGGAGAUUGCCGACUUCUCCCUGCCGUAACACAGAGCACCAGGCGCGAGGACUGCGGUCUUUGGGAGGUGGAGCCCAGGGCCACAGGCGUCUGCUGU
This is a messenger RNA of Pygoscelis adeliae (Adelie penguin), 2677 nucleotides long. RefSeq names its product DDHD domain containing 2 (gene DDHD2). The transcript has 17 exons. Gene Ontology annotation, molecular function: triacylglycerol lipase activity; protein binding; metal ion binding. Gene Ontology annotation, cellular component: COPII-coated ER to Golgi transport vesicle. Bases 1 to 2127 code for a protein of 708 amino acids. The record is from RefSeq and is a predicted model, not a curated record. NCBI's taxonomy places the organism in Eukaryota, Metazoa, Chordata, Aves, Sphenisciformes, Spheniscidae.